Molecule: messenger RNA, 820 nt
Organism: Mirounga angustirostris (Northern elephant seal)
Lineage: Eukaryota; Metazoa; Chordata; Mammalia; Carnivora; Phocidae
Gene: CRYBA2
Product: crystallin beta A2
Exons: 4
Coding region: 210-803 (197 amino acids)
Biological process (GO): visual perception; lens development in camera-type eye
Molecular function (GO): structural constituent of eye lens
Source: RefSeq, a predicted model, not a curated record
CGUCAGUCCAGCCCUCACCCCACCCGGUGAAUACUCGGGGCUGGGGCAGGGUCUCUCCGGGGCGGGGGAGGGCGAGGUGAGGGAGAGCUGCUAGCAGCCCGGUGCGGCCGGGAGUUCUUCACCCCCGACCUGGGUUGGGCGGGCCUGGGCCCCGGAGGGGGGCCGUUGGACGCUGAACCUCUGAUCCCGCCCUUCUCGCCCGCAGAGGCAUGAGCAGCGCCCCCGCGCCGGGCCCAGCGCCCGCCAGCCUCACGCUCUGGGACGAGGAGGACUUCCAGGGCCGCCGCUGCCGGCUGCUGAGCGACUGCGCGAACAUCGCGGAGCGCGGAGGCCUGCGCAGGGUGCGCUCUGUCAAGGUGGAAAAUGGCGCUUGGGUGGCCUUUGAGUACCCCGACUUCCAGGGACAGCAGUUCAUUCUGGAGAAGGGUGACUAUCCUUGCUGGAGCGCCUGGAGCGGCAGUGGUGGCCACCACAGCGACCAGCUGCUCUCUUUCCGGCCAGUGCUCUGCGCGAAUCACAGUGACAGCCGUGUGACACUGUUUGAGAGGGAGAACUUCCAGGGCAGCAAGUUUGAACUCAGCGAUGACUACCCAUCCCUGCCCUCCAUGGGCUGGGCCAGCAAGGAUGUGGGUUCUCUCAAAGUCAGCUCUGGAGCGUGGGUGGCCUACCAGUACCCAGGCUACCGAGGCUACCAGUAUGUAUUGGAGCGGGACCGGCACAGUGGGGAAUUCCGUACCUACAGUGAAUUUGGCACGCAGGCCCACACCGGGCUGCUGCAGUCCAUUCGAAGAGUCCAGCAUUAAGCUCCAGAGCCCUGACA